Messenger RNA from Soboliphyme baturini, 402 nucleotides. Lineage: Eukaryota; Metazoa; Nematoda; Enoplea; Dioctophymatida; Soboliphymatidae. The record is from the annotation of a GenBank genome assembly.
AUGUAUUCACAACCGAUGAUGCAGUAUCGACUGGCUACAGAAGCGUUGGACUACGUUUGCAACGAAGGGCUUUACGGUAUGCUUAAAAACUGGGACUGUCUGGUGAAGGUGAUGGCGAGUCGUGAAGUGAUCAACUGUGAAAAUGAUAUGAUCCGAAACAAUGGUGCUGACUGUUCACAAUUUGGUUUUUUUAGAAACUUGAAUGAGUACAUGCAGUGCACGAAGUAUCCAGUUAUAAGUGAGUGCGGUGAUGAAGCAUGGCAAGAAUUUUCGGAAACUGCCAAGCGACAAGCUAGAGUCUUCCUACCUUUCUGUACAUUGGCAGGCUUCAGAGGCGUAUCGUCAACUGUCAUUGUCUUUGUUUCUUUAAUCUUGGCAUACGCAUGGAAAUCAUUGUUUUGA